Molecule: messenger RNA, 685 nt
Organism: Solea senegalensis (Senegalese sole)
Lineage: Eukaryota; Metazoa; Chordata; Actinopteri; Pleuronectiformes; Soleidae
Product: unconventional myosin-VIIa-like
Exons: 4
Coding region: 176-685 (169 amino acids)
Cellular component (GO): myosin complex
Molecular function (GO): ATP binding; cytoskeletal motor activity
Source: RefSeq, a predicted model, not a curated record
CAGAGCAUCAACAGAACAUCUAAUAAAUGUGUGGAUCAUUUUUAAUUAGCAGUUACCACACGGUUGUCCACAUGUUCGUCCCCGCUGCUCCUCGUCAUGUUGUUCCUGUCUCCGCUUGGAAGAAGCUCCGGAAGUGGAACAUUCCAAAUAGAUCGACACAGAGGGGAGGAGUGGAAUGUACCAAGUCACGGAAACCUUUGGCAACGCCAAGACGAUUCGAAACGACAACUCCAGUCGCUUCGGGAAAUACGUGGACAUCCACUUCAACAAGAGAGGAGCUAUCGAAGGAGCCAUGAUCGAGCAGUACCUGCUGGAGAAGUCUCGAGUGUGUCGACAGGCUCCAGAUGAGAGGAACUACCACAUCUUCUACUGUAUGUUGAAGGGCAUGUCUCCAGAAAUGAAAGCCAAGCUGGGACUGGGCCUCGCCACAGAUUAUGCCUACCUCACUAUGAGACGAUGUCCAGGGACGAGGACCAGCCACAACAUCCAGGGACGAGACGACCAGGGACGAGACGACCAGGGACGAAGACCAGCCACAACAUCCAGGGACCAGAGAGGACCAGGGACGAGACGUCCAGGGACGAAGACCAGAGACGACGUCCAGGGACGAAGACCAGAGAGGACGUCGAGGGACGAAGACCAGAGACGACGUCCAGGGACGAAACGACCGGGGAUGAGACAAUGA